Odontomachus brunneus is the source of this 405-nucleotide messenger RNA. Its product is annotated as putative nuclease HARBI1. Bases 1 to 405 code for a protein of 134 amino acids. The transcript has 3 exons. The record is from RefSeq and is a predicted model, not a curated record. Lineage: Eukaryota; Metazoa; Arthropoda; Insecta; Hymenoptera; Formicidae.
AUGACUGCGGAAACACGCCAAGUGGCACGUACUAAAUUUGCUAAUGCGCCACAGCCAUUUGAAGGAACAAUUGGAGCAAUUGAUUGUAUCUUUAUUAAUAUAUUAGGUCCAGGAGAACAUGAAGAGGCAUUUGUAAAUCACUAUGGAAAUCAUUCGUUGAAUGUGCAAGCUAUAGUAGAUACAGACAUGAAAUUGCUCAACAUCAAUGCAAGGUGGCCAGGAGCAAGAAACGAUUCCUUUAUAUGGAGUCACUCUCCAAUCCGCCGGGCCAUGCAAUUUCACUACGAUCGAGGCGAGCGUCGAACGUGGCUAAUCGAUAUUGAUCAUUUCUCAUUAGGUGAUGCUGGGUACCCGCUGGAACCGCGGCUCAUGACACCUUUGCCAAACUACCCUGAAAGAACUUGA